Hirsutella rhossiliensis is the source of this 225-nucleotide messenger RNA. NCBI's taxonomy places the organism in Eukaryota, Fungi, Ascomycota, Sordariomycetes, Hypocreales, Ophiocordycipitaceae. The record is from the annotation of a RefSeq genome assembly.
GUGUUACAAUCAUCAAAAAUAAUAGGAGCAGGGUUGGCAACAGUGGGUGUUUUAGGUGCAGGAGUAGGAAUAGGAGUAGUAUUCGGAUGUUUAAUAAUAGGUGUAGCUAGAAACCCUUCAUUAAAAAACCAAUUAUUCUCGUACUCAAUAUUAGGUUUUGCUUUUAGUGAAGCAACUGCGUUAUUCGCUUUAAUGAUGUCAUUAUUAUUACUGUACGUAGCAUAA